Molecule: messenger RNA, 2342 nt
Organism: Hyposmocoma kahamanoa
Lineage: Eukaryota; Metazoa; Arthropoda; Insecta; Lepidoptera; Cosmopterigidae
Product: juvenile hormone esterase-like
Exons: 3
Coding region: 34-1626 (530 amino acids)
Source: RefSeq, a predicted model, not a curated record
UCGUGUCGAGUUUACGUUAAAAAACAACAAAAAAUGGUAAAAGUUAAAGUCGAACAGGGUUUGUUGGAAGGGGAGCAAUUAGAUUUAGUGACAGGAGACGGAAAAUAUUAUAGUUUUAAAGGUGUACCUUAUGCCGAACCGCCAGUUGGACCACUUAGAUUCAAGGCUCCCCAACCACCAAAGCCAUGGAGUGGUAUAAGAAAAGCAACAGAACACGGACCAGUCUGUCCCCAGAAAGACAUGUUCACCCAGCAAUACAUCCCGGGAAGCGAAGACUGUCUAUACUUAAACGUCUACACCAGGGAUCUUAAACCAACCUCACCUUUACCUGUAAUGUUCUUCAUUCAUGGAGGUGCUUACAAGAGCGGUUCAGGCAAUGAGGACAAUUAUGGACCAGAUUUUCUUGUCAAUCAUGAUGUGGUUUUAGUCACAAUUAAUUAUAGGUUUGAGGUUUUGGGUUUUCUCUGUCUUGAUAUUGAAGACGUGCCUGGUAAUGCUGGUUUGAAAGACCAAGUUACUGCUCUUAAGUGGGUGCAGAAAAAUAUUGCACAAUUUGGUGGAGACCCCAAAAAUGUCACUGUCUUUGGAGAAAGUGCCGGAGGAGCAUCUACAGCUCUUCAUGUUUUGUCUCCUAUGUCCAAAGGAUUAUUUAAGAGGGCUAUCUCAAUGAGUGGUGUCCCAAUUUGUGAUUGGGCAACAUCUUUUGAACCAAAAAGACGAGCGUUUGUUUUAGGACAACAACUUGGCUUUGAAACAAAUGAUGCCUCCAAACUUUUUCACUUCUUGCAAAGCGUGCCCGUUGAAAAAUUAGUUGAUGUACAACCUUGUGUAAUUGCAGCUGAAGAACCAUUCAAUAGUCUUCUAAAGUUUGUACCUGUAGUAGAGAAAGAUUUUGGUAAAGAAAAUUUCCUAAGUAUGGACCCAGAAGAAGCGCUUCGAAGAGGACAAAUAAAUGAAGUCGAUGUCAUGAUAGGCUAUACUGAUAAAGAAGGUUUGAUUGCAAUCCCCUUUUUUGAAACUUCUUUACAAUCUUAUAAUAAAUAUCCAGAAAUUCUGGUACCAAGACAUAUUUUUUACAAGAGCUCUCCUGUCAAGGUUUUGGAGCUCGCUGAUAAAAUUAAAAAUCAUUACUUUGGAGACAAACCAAUCACAGUUGAGGAUAUAGAAAAGGCUGUUGUCGUGUUCAGUGCAUCUUAUUUCGUUUACGACAUUACAAAAUACAUAAGACUUCUCCCAAGAACGGGCAAUAGCAAGAGAUAUAUGUACUGUUUCUCAAGUGUCUCAGAAAGGAACAUUUAUGGACAAAUGGGAGCCAAGUUCGGUAUUACAGGAGCGAGCCACUUGGAUGACUUGAUGUAUUUGUUCGAUGCGAAGAAAACAAAAUUGAUGAUAGACAAAAACAGCAAAAGUUAUAAAAUGAUAUUUAAAACGUGUGUCUUGUUUACCAAUUUCGCUAAAUUUGGAAAUCCCACUCCUGACAAGUCUUUAGGGGUGACCUGGCCUGAAUACGAUAAUAUUCAAGAAGAAUAUUUGGAUAUCGGAGAAACCCUUACUCCUGGAAAGAAAUCGUACAAAGAAGACAUUGAUUUCUGGCAAAGCGUGUAUGAAGCGGCUGGAGAGAAAUAGAAAUAGUGGAAAAAGAACGAAUCGCGGAACAUGUAUUAUGUAAUAAAAGCAAAAUCAGUUGUAUAUGUGUAGUUAUUGCUGUCUAUGCAUUUAUGAAUAUGCAUUAUGAAUUUUGAUAUCACUGUUAUCUGUUAUCAUACUAAUGUUAAUUGAGGAUUAAAAUCACUAUUUAAAUUUAUGAUAUAUAAGUUAUCUACCUAUUUGUUAUUACGCAAUACAUAGUGACGACCUUACCAGACCUUAUAUCAUAUUAUGAGGUUAUAUUUUAAUGAGGAUGAAUGACAGAAGAUUCACGAAGAUUUAUAAGGCGAGCGUAAGCGAACAAAUUUUGUAAGGGCCGACCGAGGCGAACUUAACACGAACAAUCGAGGACGUGUUGUAAAGAAAGGUCUAAAGUACCCUUAACCACGAGCGUGAAUGAAAGCAUUGAUGUGUGUUAAUGAGGCGAAAAAUGUGUAUCAGGAUCGUAGAAUGUUGAAGGCUGUUGUCUCUGCGUACCUCCAGGAAAGGGUGUGAAGUGAAUGUACAUAUGUGUACUGCUGGGUCAUGGAAAAACUUCUUUUUUCCCUGUAUUUUUCCACGUUCGAUCGCGACACCUGUCAAAAGUUGAAGACACUGUACUGUGUUAUGAGAAUUUGUGAAAAUAAGCAGCAAGAUUAUUGUCACAAAUUCGUAAAAUAGACAGCAUGGUUCAGAAAAUUACAUUUAGCAAUGUU